GUGACCAGGCGAUUUGAUUUGAGUUUAUUAAAGACCUGACACAUGAGUGAGAAAGUGACAAAACCCGAUCAUGGAGACUCGGUGCAUUUCAGGCUGGUUUCUCCUCUGUCUACUUUCAGUCAGUGAAUGCAGUCAAAUCAUUGGUAUUGAGGGUCAGAAUAUCACUCUGCCAUUUAAAUAUGAUGCCAAAUCUCAUGGUCUACAACACAUUUGCUGGGGAAAAGGAAUCAUCCCGAGCUCUGGUGGUUGUGACAAUGAAAUAAUCUCAACUGAUGGGUCUGAAGUGACACGUAGAUCGUCAGUUAGGUAUCAGUUAUUGGGUGAGCUGAAGACUGGGGACGUCACUCUAACCAUCUCCAAUAUCACAGAGAAAGACUCUGGAACGUAUGGAUGUCGAGUGCAGUACGUUGGAUGGUUCAACGAUGAGAAAUAUCAUGUCAGCUUGACCAUUGAGAAAGCACGUGUCCCGACAACAUCCCAGACAUCUGCCAAUGUGACCAUAACCCCACAAACCAUGGACGACCACGGUCCUGUGACCACAAUAUCCACUGAGUAUUCAUCCACGCUAUAUUACAGAGAAUCAAAAUCAGAGACGAGAGGCCACAACCUGGCUGUGAUCCUGGGGUCCAUUCUGCUUGUUCUGACAGGGGUGGGGAUUGUGUCUGUACUCGUCAUGAGAAAGCGAUGGGAAAGAGUUGCCAUGGGACUCCAAAUACCACAGCGCUCUGGCGGCUCAGUCCUGUACAGAAACUCAGUGUCCAGCUUGGGCCUGCACACUCGAGAGACGGCUGUAGAGAACGUCUAUCAGAUAGAGGACAACGAGAGAGACUACUAUGAGGAUAUCUACUGACGGAGCACGGACACUUCGCCACCACACUUACGCUGUUAACAUGUUGCAUAGUGCAGUAGUACAGUAUAGUGCAGUAGUACAUUAUAGUGCAGUAGUACAGUAUAGUGCAGUAGUACAGUAUAGUGCAGUAGUACAGUAUAGUGCAGUAGUACAGUAUAGUGCAGUAGUACAGUAGUACAGUAUAGUGCAGUAGUGUAGUAGUGCAGUAGCUCUGUGUUACAAGGCUGAGGUUGACUUAAAGGCUAAUGAUUCAGCCGGACAAGACAAAAGUCACUACAGAAUCAGUAGUGUUUGCUGAUAAGUGAACCAAACAGUUGAUUUGUGUUAUUGAAAGGUUUAUUUUUAAAAAAGGGCCUUACUAAUAUGGCUUCCUUUGUGUAUUCAGCACUAACACUAGAAGCACAAGCAUUUCUUUACACUCGCAAUAACAUCUGCUAACCAUGUGCAUGUCACCAAUAACAUCUGCUAGCCAUGUGCAUGUCACCAAUAACAUUUCAUUGGAUUUGUUAACAGUGUAUGUUUCAAUUGAUUAUGAUGACCAGAUCAUUUUUUUAUGUACUAGCCUAAAAGUGACCAAAAUAAAAAAUGGCAUCAGCUUUAAUGCCUGAUGAAAUGAAAAGCAAUGACUUAGCAGGAAGUGUGCUAUGGUUUUCUAUCCCCUCCAUGUCCUCUAACCAGGACAUUUAGCUACACCCAUCUGCAACAUCACCCAGGCAUACAAAGGCAGUGAAAAGUCACACAUAAUCGCGACAUUCUUCGGAAAAUGGUCUUCUUUACCCAAUUUUGGGGUAUAUUGUCUUGUUCAAACCCAAUCUGUUGCAUGAUAAUAAAAAUUCUAACUUGAAA
Molecule: messenger RNA, 1696 nt
Organism: Oncorhynchus kisutch (coho salmon)
Lineage: Eukaryota; Metazoa; Chordata; Actinopteri; Salmoniformes; Salmonidae
Gene: havcr1
Product: hepatitis A virus cellular receptor 1
Exons: 7
Coding region: 71-850 (259 amino acids)
Biological process (GO): cytoskeletal rearrangement involved in phagocytosis, engulfment; apoptotic cell clearance
Molecular function (GO): phosphatidylserine binding
Source: RefSeq, a predicted model, not a curated record